Messenger RNA from Arxiozyma heterogenica, 1719 nucleotides. RefSeq names its product Mrs2p (gene MRS2). Gene Ontology annotation, biological process: mitochondrial magnesium ion transmembrane transport. NCBI's taxonomy places the organism in Eukaryota, Fungi, Ascomycota, Saccharomycetes, Saccharomycetales, Saccharomycetaceae. The transcript has a single exon. The record is from RefSeq and is a predicted model, not a curated record. Gene Ontology annotation, cellular component: mitochondrial inner membrane. Gene Ontology annotation, molecular function: magnesium ion transmembrane transporter activity. The coding region runs from base 1 to 1719 and encodes 572 amino acids.
AUGAUACCCAGAUUGUUUACUAUACCAUUAAGAUAUAGUACUACGGGAAAUAAUACUCUCUACCAUAAUAAACGACAUAUAUUGUUAUUACUAAAUCAUCGGUUAUUCACUGUGUAUCGGAAUCAUAUCCGUCAAUGUCAGAAUUCUUUAGAAAAACCUCAAUCUACACUCAAGAAUAAUCAAGCUGGAUCUCCUUUAAAUUCUAAGCUAUUACAAUUAAAACCAAUCAAACCUAAUGCUCUUUUCAUCUCAUGUACAGUCUUCAAUUCUAAAGGGUCAAUAGUCAAAGUCUCGCAAAAUUUUAAUAAAUGGAAUUUUCUAAGAGAUCAUAAUCUGUUUCCAAGAGAUUUAAGAAAAAUUGAUACCUCCUCAGUAGACAUCAUCCCAACUAUUCUGGUGAAGCCUCAUUGUAUCCUUGUAAAUUUACUUCAUAUUAAAGCCUUGAUAGAAAAGGAUAAAGUGUUUAUAUUUGACACCACUAUCCCUGAAUCUGCAAUGAAAUUAGGUGUCCUGAUGUAUGAUAUGGAGUCUAGACUAUCUCAAGUCAACCCAAACUCAAAUAAUUUUUAUGAACAUAGAGCGUUGGAAAUCAUUUUAAUUAAUAUUAUGAGUUGUUUGGAGGCAGAGUUUAAAGAAUGUUCUACUGUUUGUAGACAAAUCCUUAUAGAUUUGGAGAAUGAAGUUAAUAGAGAGAAGUUAAGGGAACUGUUAAUUAAAUCAAAGGCUUUAUCUUCUUUUUAUCAAAAGACCUUUUUAAUUAGACAAGUAUUAGAUGAUUUACUGGAAAAUGAUGACGAUAUGGCUAUGAUGUAUUUAACUGAUCCAAGAAUACCUCAUACAGAUACUGCAAGCAACUCCAUACCUCCAUCCUUAUCCUCAUCCGCACCCCUUAAAAUAACAUAUAAUGGCAAGGAAGUGAACGGAGAUACACCUAAUGAAAAUAGAAAAGAUGCAAAUGAAGAAGAUGAAAAUGGAGAAAAAGAUAUUGAUUUUUCUGAUUUAGAAAUGUUGAUAGAGAAUUACUAUACACAAUGUGAUGAGUUCGUUCAACAGUCAAUUUCUUUAAUAGAAGAUAUUAAAUCAACAGAGGAAAUAGUCAAUAUUAUACUAGAUGCAAAUAGAAAUUCUUUAAUGCUAUUAGAAUUGAAAAUCACAAUAUAUACACUUGGCUUCACAGUAGCUUCACUGUUACCUGCAUUCUACGGUAUGAACCUUAAAAAUUUUAUUGAAGAAUCCUCUUUUGGAUUUCCUGGCGUAAUGCUCAUCUCCUUUUUAAUGGGCUUAUUUGUAGUUAGAGCAAAUUUUAGGGCUUUGAAAUCUGUGACUAAAUUAUCUAUGUUUAAGACAAGUUCUGAAUUAGAAUCAGGCCUUGUUCAAAAGACCAACUCUAAUAACAAUAUAAACUCGUUUUCAUUUAAUAAAAAAUAUUCUGCCAAACUUUCUUCUUCCCAUUCAUUUUCUGCAUCAUUAUCCCCACAACUUUACUCUUCUUCCACAAUCUCACCAUCUUCUGUACGGAAACAUUCAUAUAGAAAUUUAUUAAAGGUAAUGUGGUGGUCAAAUUUCAAAGAAGUUUUAAUUCGUUAUUGGUUUGGUGAAAAGUAUACUCCUAAAAAUAUGACCAAUUUAAUGUCAUCACAUAUCAAUACUAGAACAAGCUGUUCUGAUGAAGAAAAAGAUGUAGUUUGGAAAUGGUUAAUCGAUAAUAAAAAGAAUUAA